AUGCGAAAGGCAUAUGUUGUCGGCGCGAAUACUCACGUUCAUUUGCGAAAACAUGGUAUACCAGUUACGGACACAAACAACAUAGUCCUCUUAGAUGAAGAAGGUAAUCCUCUCGGAAAUCGAAUCACGAUACCGAUUCCUGUGAAGUUGUUGGAAAAGAAAGAUAAGCCACAGUUUGCUAAGGUUUUAGCUUUGGCCAACAAAAACAAAGCAACAAGCAUAUCAUCAACCGUAACAACUAAAACAAGUUUUGUUCACCGAUAA
Strongylus vulgaris is the source of this 264-nucleotide messenger RNA. The record is from the annotation of a GenBank genome assembly. Lineage: Eukaryota; Metazoa; Nematoda; Chromadorea; Rhabditida; Strongylidae.